CAGCAGAGAAUAAAAGGCCACAACUUCCAGCAGCAGUAUCCACUUGCUUCUCGCACCUCUGCGGUCGAUCGCUGGCAAGCUCCCAGACUUGACAUCAUGGUGCAUUUCACUAGCGAGGAGAAGGCUAUUAUCACUGGCCUCUGGGGCAAAGUGAAUGUGGAAGAUGCUGGUGGCGAGGCUCUUGGCAGGCUCCUGGUUGUCUAUCCCUGGACCCAGAGAUUCUUUGACACCUUUGGCAACCUGUCCUCUGCCUCUGCCAUAAUGGGCAAUCCCAAAGUCAAGGCCCAUGGCAAGAAGGUGCUGACCGCCUUUGGAGACGCUGUGAAGAACAUAGAUAACCUCAAGGGUGCCUUUGCUAAGCUAAGUGAGCUGCACUGUGACAAGCUGCAUGUGGAUCCUGAGAACUUCAGGCUCCUGGGCAAUGUGAUGGUGAUUGUUCUGGCUUCUCAUUUUGGCAAAGAUUUCACCCCUGAGGUGCAGGCUGCUUGGCAGAAGUUGGUGUCUGGGGUUGCCACGGCUCUGGCCCACAAGUACCACUGAGUCUUCUUUCCAAUUCACCAGGGUCCCUUUGUGUCCCCAAUGACCUCCUUCUGUACAUGGGGACUGGGGUUUGACCUUGGCAGUGAAGAGUCUGUUUAAUAAAGUGCAUUCUAUUCAGUAAUCAGAAAUUGAUAUUGUUUUUUCUU
Molecule: messenger RNA, 686 nt
Organism: Talpa occidentalis (Iberian mole)
Lineage: Eukaryota; Metazoa; Chordata; Mammalia; Eulipotyphla; Talpidae
Gene: HBE1
Product: hemoglobin subunit epsilon 1
Exons: 3
Coding region: 97-540 (147 amino acids)
Biological process (GO): oxygen transport; hydrogen peroxide catabolic process
Cellular component (GO): haptoglobin-hemoglobin complex; hemoglobin complex; blood microparticle
Molecular function (GO): oxygen carrier activity; organic acid binding; peroxidase activity
Source: RefSeq, a predicted model, not a curated record